Fusarium coffeatum is the source of this 1761-nucleotide messenger RNA. RefSeq lists its product as uncharacterized. The transcript is spliced from 3 exons. NCBI's taxonomy places the organism in Eukaryota, Fungi, Ascomycota, Sordariomycetes, Hypocreales, Nectriaceae. The coding region runs from base 1 to 1761 and encodes 586 amino acids. The record is from RefSeq and is a predicted model, not a curated record.
AUGCUGACUCAAUAUAUUUCUAGAGCCCCCCCUCCAAGUCCACAGCCCAAGCUACCUUCCAUCGCCGAAUUACGAGGUGGACCAUAUUCUCAUUUAAACCCAGCUUCCAUCCAGCAUGCUCUUUACCAUAUGGCGGAUCAGCUGCCUGGUUCAUCACCCCCCUCAAGCAGCCUACCCUCACCGACAGGAAGCUCAUGUACAACCUUAUCAACGCAAUCGACAACAAGCAUUUGGAAUCCGUAUCCGACUGCUGCAUCCCCUGAUGGUGACACGGACAAGACAAUAGCACAGAGCAUUGAGAUCAUCAAGAAAAAAGGCACCGAAGAUGUUAAGCGCAUCUUGUCCAAUGACAUGAUCAAAAUAGAAGAUGAUGGCAAUGUAGAUUUGGGCUAUCCCAUUGCCGGCUCCAUGACACAGCUCAACUUCCUUCCCAUGAGAGCCACGAAGCUAAACAAAGAGCUGGUACGCCUUCACUUGUCUCUACUAUCCCGAUUUAAAUGCUCGGUAGACGGACAGCCGGAUCCCGCAAAUGAGUUUAUGAACAUGUGGGUUCCUUGUACCGUGCAAGACCCCCUUCUCCUACAAAUAGUACUGUUCACAUCAGCCUGCUUCCUCACCGAAACUGGCGAUAUGCCGAAGAAACUACGAUAUAUAUAUCAGGGUCACGUUUAUAUGAUGCUCAACAAACAGCUUGGGGACGUCAAUGCCCAAAAGAACGACACCUUGCUGCUUGCUGUUGUACAGAUGAUCUCUGACGCCUGGUAUUGGGGCGAGACGACCCACCUACAGACUCACCUCCAAGGGCUGAAGGUUAUGGUAAGAAUGAGAGGUGGGCUAGGUCAGCUUGGGUUACGUGGCUAUCUGGCCAAAAUGAUACUGGUUCAUGAUAUUGCCAUGGCGCUAGCACAUGAGAUCAAACCGACUAUUUAUGGAAAUUCAGAGUUCCCUUUCUACGAUCCAAAAAGGACGCCCAUCAAGACGGCAUACAACACACCUCUGCUAUGCAACUGGCAAUCUUUCAGGGAGUGUUCAAACUCUUUACAGUUACAUCCCACUACCGCUGAUAUACUCGACAAGGUGAGAAGUUUAUUCUCGGCCGUCUUGUCACUUCCAAAGGACUCAACUCCCGACCGAAUACAAACUGUUAUCAACAGCGCAGAUGGGUUUUACAAGAAGAUAGGGGACCUUCCAGAAACGACCCCACCAUUGGGAAUUUCCUGCAACCCUUCCCGCGCUAGCUCAACUGAGAGUCCAGACCAGUCUCCUCGGUCGUACAGGACCGACAAGUCCUCAUCGCCUUAUGAACUCCCAGACCUAAUGUAUCUUGUUAUUCGGAAAGUCGCUCUGAUUUACUGCAAGGCAAUCUCGACUCGCUCUCCAAUCAGCUCCGCCUGUUCCGAAGAGGAUAUCAAUGCAAUUUGGCCUGCUAUCUGGCAGCAUGGAUUGCCAAAUUGGAAAUCUGUCCUUGGUAUUUUCGCGUGGAUCAUGAUUGCACUUUCUACGAACUGCCACGAAAUUAGAUUCGGUCGUCUCAUCAAAACAUUAACCGUUUCCACCAUGAUGUCUCUAGGUAUGGAUGACUGGCAUCUUUUCCUUGAUAUUGCAAAAACAGCCUUUCGAAUACAGAGAUGGCUGGCUGGAGGAGAACAUGCAGGUAGUACAAAGCAACUCAUGGGAGGACAGUGGGUAGUGGAUCAGUACAAGGGCUUUGCGAUGGAUGGUGCUUGUCCAAACUUCGAAUUACCGAGAGACGAGCUAUGA